Humulus lupulus (European hop) is the source of this 778-nucleotide messenger RNA. Its product is annotated as proline transporter 1-like. The transcript has 4 exons. The record is from RefSeq and is a predicted model, not a curated record. The coding region runs from base 230 to 778 and encodes 182 amino acids. Gene Ontology annotation, cellular component: plasma membrane. Lineage: Eukaryota; Viridiplantae; Streptophyta; Magnoliopsida; Rosales; Cannabaceae.
UAUAUGUUCUCUUCAGAGAUGAUGGUGUAAUGAAACUCCCAUACUAUAUUGCUAUAGCUGGGUUUGUAUGUGCAUUGUUUGACAUAGGUAUUCCACACUUGUCAGCCCUGAGGGUUUGGUUGGCAUUUUCAACUUUUUGCAGCCUGGUAUAUAUCAUUGUAGCAUUUGUGCUCUCGCUCUAAGAUGGUAAGCAUACUUUGAUCUUCUGUACUAGUUAUGGAAAUAAAAUAUGGGCUUCCAUCUUAUUGGAGUUUUGUGCUUGAUCAUUAUAAGUCAAGGCAUUAAAGCACCAGAGAGGGAUUAUAGCAUCCCAGGGACAACAACGAGCAAAAUAUUUACAACAAUAGGAGUAGCUGCAAAUCUUGUUUUUGCAUUUAAUACAGGAAUGCUUCCAGAGAUACAAGCGACAGUGAGGAAGUCUGUUGUAGGGAACAUGUUGAAAGCUCUAUACUUUCAGUUUACAGCUGGAGUUCUUCCCAUGUAUGCUGUUACUUUUAUUGGCUAUUGGGCCUAUGGAUCCUCAACAUCAACUUACUUGCUCAAUAGCGUUAAUGGUCCAGUUUGGGUUAAAGCAGCAACCAACAUAUCUGCCUUUCUUCAAACAGUCAUUGCCCUACAUAUCUUUGCGAGUCCAAUGUAUGAGUAUGUUGAUACCAAAUUUGGAAUCAAAGGAAGUGCAUUAGCAAUUACAAACUUGUCAUUCAGAAUUGUGGUAAGAGGUGGCUACCUCACCGUUAACACAUUAGUUGCUGCUCUCUUACCUUUCCUUGUCUCUUAA